CGGAAUUUAGAAAAAUAACACUCGGUUCCACUUCUUGUCGAGAGCCCUCUGAGGACGUAACGCACUAUACCGCCAUACCGGUGUUCCCAAUCUCCUCCCCUCCUCAAGCAUCAUGGAACAGGUGGCGUCCGACUCGGCCGCGGCUAGGGUAGGGUUUUCGUCCUCAUCCGCCGGUGGAUCUGUCAUAACCUUCCAGUUCUCUCCGUUGAGCGUCCUUAAGAUCCAGAAAGGGGAUAUCACUGAGUGGUCCGUUGACGGAUCGACCGAUGCGAUCGCUAGUGUCGUUAAGGAAGAUCUUUUUGAGAUUCAGACCUGGUACCGAGAAGAGGCACGGCUUUCCCAUAUGACGUCUGAGAUAUUGCCACAAUGCGACAGACUAGAGAUCGUAUUUGGCAUCAUACGACUGUUGAUAUCAGGUGCAAAACACAUUGAAGGAAUCAGGAUCUCUUUCAACCAGUUCGAGCAGCUCAACUUCCUGAGAGUAAAUGCAGCUAACGAACAAAUGCUUGGAGGUGGUGGUGUGGAUGGAGCUAUACAUAGAGCUGCUGGCCCAGAACUUCUUGAUGCGUGUCGCAAGGUACCAGAGGUCCGCAGAGGAGUACGCUGCCCCACAGGAGAAGCCAGAAUCACUCCAGCUUUCCAAUUACCUGUUUCGCAUGUGAUACACACUGUUGGUCCCAUCUAUGAUGUAGAUGAGCACCCUGAGGUUUCCCUCAGUAAUGCAUACAGAAAUAGCUUGAAGCUUGCUAAGGAGAAUAAUAUUCAAUACAUUGCUUUUCCAGCCAUAUCUUGUGGUGUUUACAGAUAUCCUUCCAAAGAGGCUUCCAGAAUUGCUAUAUCAGUGUUGAAAGAGUUCCCUGAUGCCUUUAAAGAGAUACAUUUUGUGUUAUUCUCCGAUGAGCUCUAUGGUGUUUGGCUUGAGAGUGCUAGUAAUGACACGGGGUUGCAGUUGCUUGCUUAACGUGGGUAUUGAAGUUGAUCGCAGUGAGCAGCAGGGUUCACUAUAGUUGUGCUGUUCGUCUACUCUCAAUCGCGUGCGCUCUGAAAUCUAUACAGGGACCUCUGGUUUUCAAAGACCAUCCCUUUUCUGUGCAGUGGGAUUAGAUUAUGCUAUUUGGUUGCGAUGGCACCAAAAUGAUUUGAGUUUUCCUUUCCUUUCACUCUAAUAUAGUCAAUUACUUUCUACUAUCUUUUAAUAAACACUAUUUAGUUUGGUGGUC
This is a messenger RNA of Zingiber officinale, 1220 nucleotides long. Its product is annotated as macro domain-containing protein VPA0103-like. Lineage: Eukaryota; Viridiplantae; Streptophyta; Magnoliopsida; Zingiberales; Zingiberaceae. The transcript has 9 exons. Bases 113 to 961 code for a protein of 282 amino acids. The record is from RefSeq and is a predicted model, not a curated record.